Molecule: messenger RNA, 435 nt
Organism: Zingiber officinale
Lineage: Eukaryota; Viridiplantae; Streptophyta; Magnoliopsida; Zingiberales; Zingiberaceae
Exons: 1
Coding region: 1-435 (144 amino acids)
Source: RefSeq, a predicted model, not a curated record
AUGCCGAUCGGCUUGAUUUAUAACUUCAAAGACUUCCGAACAACAUUCUUACACCACUUCGCCAGCAGCCAUCACUACCAGAAGACGAGCGUCAAUUUGUUCGCUCUGAAGCAGGGACCCAAGGAAGCGUUGAGGGCCUACAUCAUGCACUUCAACCAGGUGGCCAUGAGCAUUCCAUCAGUCUCCUUUGACAUGUUGGUGAACGCAUUCACUCAGGGGCUCAUCAAAGGGGAGUUCUUCCGGUCACUCAUCUGGAAGCCGCUGAAGGACUUCGACCACAUGCUCAAGAGGGCCACAGAGUACAUAAUAAACGUGGAAGAAGCCCAAGCGGCAAGAAGAAAGGGCGCGCUUCCUGAGUCCGCAGUCGCAUCUGAGCGACGACCACCGAGCAGUCAUCAACCACCCAAGGGGCCCCGAGCAGGAGGAGCACAGUAA